This is a messenger RNA of Trichoplax adhaerens, 591 nucleotides long. RefSeq lists its product as uncharacterized. The record is from RefSeq and is a predicted model, not a curated record. Gene Ontology annotation, molecular function: peptidyl-prolyl cis-trans isomerase activity. NCBI's taxonomy places the organism in Eukaryota, Metazoa, Placozoa, Uniplacotomia, Trichoplacea, Trichoplacidae. The transcript is spliced from 7 exons. Gene Ontology annotation, biological process: protein folding; protein peptidyl-prolyl isomerization. Gene Ontology annotation, cellular component: intracellular membrane-bounded organelle. Bases 1 to 591 code for a protein of 196 amino acids.
AUGCCUAAGAAAGCUUCCAAUAGAGUUCGAUGUUUCUUCGAUAUUGAGAUUAAUAAAGUACCAGCUGGACGAAUAAUAUUCGAAUUGUUUGCGGAUGACUGUCCUAUUACCUGUGAAAACUUUCGUGCUCUAUGUACAGGGGAAAAAGGAGCUGGCAAGACUACGUAUAAGCCUUUGCAUUAUAAGGAUACCCCUUUCCAUCGCAUCAUUAAAGGUUUUAUGAUUCAAGGUGGCGACUUUACAUCAGGUGAUGGCACUGGUGGUGAAUCAAUAUAUGGAGGAACUUUUAAUGAUGAAAAUUUAACUUUAAAGCAUGAGGAUUCCUUUCUACUAUCUAUGGCCAAUCGCGGAAAAAAUACCAAUGGCUCUCAAUUCUUUGUAACAACAAAUCCGGCUCCACAUCUCGACGGAAUCCAUGUUGUAUUUGGACGAGUUAUUAGAGGUCAAGAUAUCGUUACACAGAUUGAAAAUCAGCGAGUUGAUUCUAACCAUAGAUCACACGCAGAUGUCCGAAUUGUGAAUUGUGGUGAAUUAGUAUUACUUAAAAAAGGUAACCAUCAUCUAAUUUUUAUUAAUAAAAUAUAUUUAUAA